AUGGUCUUCACUGCACGUGGAGGAUCAUGGGGAAAUGGAGGAGGUGGUAUUGCUGAGAAGAAAGAUGCCCUCAUCUCUAAACCCACCAACCAACUCGACUCUGGCACUGCCCUCCAAGUCUUUCUUGAUCACAUCCCAAUCAGCUCCAUUCCCGGCCUUCAAAAUUCACUCUCUGUUCUGGAACUGAAAACUGGGGAUUCUGUGAGGGAUGCCAUUCAUUUUCUGUACGAGAAGAAUGUGCUUGGAGCUCCUAUAGCAGAUGUGUUGGAAUCAUCAGAUGACUCAAAUGCCAUCUCCAGAAGGUUUUCUGAUCAGUAUGUGGGUUUCAUUGAUUUUGCCAGUAUGGUUCUUUGGUCUCUUGAGGAAAGUGAAAAGGCUGAAGGGGAUGGCAAUUAUAACAUUGGCAACAAUGGGAUCUUCUCCAUGCUAGAUCAGAACCCCCACAUCGGCCAAACUAAGGUGUUUUUUCUUUCCUUUUGGUUGAAUCGGUUGCAUCUACAAUAAUCAGUUUCUGGGGAAAAAAUGAACAAGAAUUACUUCUUUUCAUGGGAACCAAACAUUGGCUAAGUGUGGCAUUGUUUUAAUUGUUUUUAUUUGAUGUGUUUUCUGUUGAAUGAAAUGAUCAAGCAGAUUGGUGUGCUAGCAAAGUCAUUCCUGUGGGAUCCCUUCUUCCCUAUAACCCUAGAUGACUCCCUAAUGCAUGUCCUUCUGCUUCUUUCCACUCACCGGCUUCAAAUCUUGCCAGUGAUGGAGCAGCCCAACUCUAAAGUCAUUGGCUUUGUCACCCAGGUAGUUCAUCUGCUUCAACCUUACCCGGAUUUUAGCAUCAAGUUAACUUCCUAUUUGAUGAAAAGUGAUUCUCAUUCUUUGAAGAAUAACUGCUUGCCUUUCGUAGAAUGCAGUGAUCCAAUUGCUUCUUCAAUCCAGUGGACUGGAGUGGUUUGAUAACCUUGCAGACAAGGCUCUAUCCGAGUUUCGGUACAGCAACUCUUUAUCAUUUCGGUUUGCCAGUAUGCCCAGUUGCUCCAUCACCCACCUGUUUUCUUUCUCUCUUCGGGUUUGAACAAGACCAUGCCAUUCAUGUAUAUGAAGACCAAAGCAUCGCUGAGGGUUUUCAUGUCUUGUGGAAAAACCGAACUUGCCCCAUUGCAGUUCUGAAUAGAGAGAAUAAAAGGCUCAUCGGCAGUUUGAGGAGCAGCGACAUCCAUCUUCUUCUGGACAAUGAUGAUCUCUUUCACGGUAGGAAGUGAGUUCCAUCCAUUUCUUUUCUCAGUUAUGAAGAGAAAAUCCUAAAGCCAGACGGAGUUCUGAUGGGAUUAUUUUGUCAACAGGACUCGAACUAUUGAAGAAUUCAUUCAUUUGGAUGCAAGAAAGUCACAUGCCGAUGCAUCCAUUGAAGGAGACCUGGGAGCUCUUGUUUCAGCAGGGAUUCUCCGUCUGAGAAACAGCGUCCUUCCAAGAAUGGACUGGCCGGUCACCAACAGGAAAACUGACACUCUCAAGCAGGCCAUGAAAAACUUGGCAGAGACCAGGAGUAAUUUCAGCUUUCUGGU
This is a messenger RNA of Vitis vinifera (wine grape), 1553 nucleotides long. RefSeq lists its product as uncharacterized. The record is from RefSeq and is a predicted model, not a curated record. Bases 1 to 504 code for a protein of 167 amino acids. Lineage: Eukaryota; Viridiplantae; Streptophyta; Magnoliopsida; Vitales; Vitaceae. The transcript has 4 exons.